Manis javanica (Malayan pangolin) is the source of this 6008-nucleotide messenger RNA. Lineage: Eukaryota; Metazoa; Chordata; Mammalia; Pholidota; Manidae. The record is from RefSeq and is a predicted model, not a curated record.
CCGAGGAAGCCUCCGCCGCCAGUCUGAGGCAGGUGCCCGACAUGGCGAGUGCUGUGCUGCCGAGCGGAUCCCAGCGUGCGGCGGCGGCGGCGGCGCCUCCCGGGCUCCGACUCCGGCUUCUGCUGUUGCUCCUCUCCGCCGCGGCACUGAUCCCCGCAGGUGAUGGACAGAAUCUGUUCACAAAGGACGUGACAGUGAUCGAAGGAGAAGUGGCGACCAUCAGCUGCCAAGUCAACAAGAGCGACGACUCUGUGAUCCAGCUGCUGAACCCCAACAGGCAGACCAUUUACUUCAGGGACUUCAGGCCUUUGAAGGACAGCAGGUUUCAGUUGCUGAAUUUCUCUAGCAGUGAACUCAAAGUGUCGUUGACAAACGUGUCCAUUUCUGAUGAAGGAAGAUACUUUUGCCAGCUCUACACUGACCCCCCGCAGGAAAGCUACACCACCAUCACCGUGCUGGUCCCACCACGUAACCUGAUGAUUGAUAUCCAGAAAGACACUGCGGUGGAAGGCGAGGAGAUCGAAGUCAACUGCACUGCCAUGGCCAGCAAACCGGCCACCACCAUCAGGUGGUUCAAAGGGGACGAGGAGCUGAAAGGCAAGUCCGAGGUGGAGGAGUGGUCGGACAUGUACACUGUGACCAGCCAGCUGGUGCUGAAGGUGCACAAGCAGGACGACGGGGUCCCGGUGGUCUGCCAGGUGGAGCACCCUGCGGUCACCGGGAACCUGCAGACCCAGCGGUACCUGGAAGUUCAGUAUAAGCCUCAAGUGCAUAUUCAGAUGACUUACCCUCUACAAGGCCUAACCCGGGAAGGGGACGCGCUUGAGUUAACAUGCGAAGCCAUCGGGAAGCCCCAGCCUGUGAUGGUAACUUGGAUGAGAGUCGAUGAUGAAAUGCCUCAACACGCCGUGCUGUCCGGGCCCAACUUGUUCAUCAACAACCUAAACAAAACAGAUAAUGGUACCUACCGCUGCGAGGCCUCAAAUGUGGUGGGCAAAGCACAUUCGGACUACAUGCUGUAUGUAUACGAUCCCCCCACAACUCUCCCUCCUCCCACAACAACCACCACCACCACCACCACCACCACCACCACCAUCCUUACCAUCACCGCAGACACAACGGCGACGACAGAACCGGCAGUUCACGGCCUUACUCAGUUGCCCAAUUCCGCAGAAGAACUGGACAGUGAGGACCUCUCAGACUCCCGGGCAGGCGAGGAGGGCUCCAUCAGGGCGGUGGACCACGCGGUGAUCGGCGGCGUCGUGGCCGUCGUGGUGUUCGCCAUGCUGUGCUUGCUCAUCAUCCUGGGGCGCUAUUUUGCCAGACAUAAAGGCCUGUUUUCUCUAACCUCCUCUCCCAGAAUAAAGUGAUGGGGGCAGCUAUAGUGCUGCAAUUAGGAGCAUGAAUCUUUUAUCGUUUGGACAAGGAAGGGGAAACGCCAUUGCUGUCGACUGAAACGUCCUCCGCUUGAGCUCUCUGCUCUCCUUCCCUGCCAACGCCCAUUGCUGCCGCUGCUGAGAGUGUGACAUUCACAGCUGUUCGUGAUGGCUUGAUUCUUAACACCGCCAGAAAAACAGCCCAGGAGAUGCUUAAGACAGUGUACGGGAAAUAACAGAUUUCCCUGCGAAGACACCAGUGCAUCAGGAAAGGUCUUGAGCCAUGCCCCACCCAGCCAAGAGCACCAACUUUCUCCCUUUCUGGCUUCAGUUACAGUAAAAGGCUAUUGCUUCAAAAAAUGCAAUUCGGGCCCUGCUGGACCCUGCGUCUCCCAGGCUGGCUCCUCCCGGCACCCGCAAGUCCCUGGCUGCGGCGGCUGCUGCCUUGCCACUCGACCCCAGCAGCCGUGAGCUCUGACAAGCAGCGGUGCCCGCAGAAGUGGAAGGAAGAGGAUGCUGCCGAGUGGGGAGGAACCCCCAGGAGAGCCAGCCCGCAACUGCUGAGACGAGGACCACCAGCCCAGGGGCCCCAGACCCAGAGGGGGCUGCGCCGGAGGCCACCACCGUCCUAGCCCAGACGUGGGGCCCUUCCCCGCCCCACGUGGCUGUCAGGACUGCUGAGAAGUGGUACGGGCGGCUCACAGCCCAGCCCUUAGUUAGCAGCCCCUGGGGGUGAAUCGCCCUUGGGCAGGUUAAGAGGGCGUGGAGGCUCAGUCACCAAGGUUCGCAGGGCGGCAGGAUGGCCAACAGUGGCGCACACGGACGCAGCCCUCAGGCGGUCUCUGCAGAUGCACGUCCAAAGCCCUGCGGCCCUUUGCCCCAGCGUGCCUUCCAGUGUGCUGGGCAGGACCGGCAGCCGGGCCACAGCCCUCGUGCUUCCGCUCUAGCCACAGCCACACACUCCCCCACUGUUUUCAUUCUCAGCUUCCCCUAAAUGGAACCCAUUAAUCAUACUAAACUGCAAUGAUUCCGUGAUAGGGAGAGUGCUGACGGCAAAAAUCAUUCUCCUUUGUUGUGCCAGGCAGGCAAAAGGCAGUAGCGGUAGCUCGCCGCCCUGCCUGGCCCCUUGCAAACGCUGGCCGUGUGUUCUCCCACACGGCUGCCUCUGUGCGCACAGCUUAUUAGCACGGGUCGGAGGCGUUCCAACUGUUGGCGAUUUGGGGCUCCCGGUCUCCUCUUCCUUACCCCAAGGGCUGCUAGUAAUUGUGGCUGUGGCCCUCCCUGAGAUCUUUCCCAUCUCAAGGGCCCCAGGUCAGGGGAAGGGUUGCCGUGGGACUCAUGGGAAACCUGAGGUGGUCUCAGCUGGGGUGAGCUGGUGGGGUGAGCUGGCCCCCCCAAAUGCCUCUGCCAGCCAGAUUUCAGAAGAAGCCAGGUGUGGGUAACAAGGAGGCUUUUUGCCUUUCAGAAAUUGAUGUGUGCUUCACUUUCGACAGGCCCCUUUGUAAGCCACCCCUUCUGAAUUAGAAUCAUUUUCCAAAAGCUCUUAAGCUGUGAUUAAUGCCAGGGCUGUUUUUAACAAUCAUCCUGCCAGUCUUAAGCUGAAGUCGUUUUCAAUGAUGAGGAGGCUCAGAGGCGAGCCAGGAGUCUGUUGACGACAAACCCAGGCGAGCCCAGCCAGGCGGCCACAGAAGCCGGAAGGGCGAAGGGGACACUCGGGCUCUGCUGGCUUCCUGCUCCCGGACUCUCACCACUCAGAGUCUCAUCGAACGCUCACAACGAAUCAAGGGUCCAGCCAUGAACAUGGCUCGUCCAGCCUGGCUUUUGUGUGAACAAAUGAGCGGCGUGCUCGGAGGGCUUCUGGUUUAUUCAUGGACGUGUGUGGUUCAUUCAUGCCGUCCCCAAACCAGAGAGCCCUCGUUUGUCUUCCCUUUGCCAGCUUCAAAGACGGGCAAAGAAAGGCAGUUGCCAGCAGCACAGAGGGCCCUGGCCACCUCCCCAACCACGGGAAUCAAACCAGCCCUGAUCUUUCAGGCUGGGCAACUUCACGCUGCGGUGUCCCUCUGGAAGCCCUGACCGAAGCGAUGGCCUGGAAAGUCCAUGAUCACAGAUUUGCUUAGCGUCAGCCUCAAAUGGCAUUUAUUUCUAGUUCAUCACUUCCUCCAGUAGGAAAGGGUCAGUGCUGGGUGACAGGCGUUGAACCCAGUGAAUUUGCUGCAGUUGAUAGAUGCCUGGGUCCCCAUCCAAGCCCACGACCACCCCAGCUGUUGUGCAGGACAUGUUGCCACAGCCAGGAAGAAGACAGACUUCUGGGUAGGCUGGCAACUUUCAUUAGCAAACUGCAGCAAACUCCCUUCAACCAUGAAUCACAGUGGGAGCCCCAGUCCUGCAUCCAGCACAGCCUGGGCAGCACCUGCCACGUCCCGCUAGGUCCCUAGAUGUCAAGCCCCUUUCUUCUGAGACCGAAUGAACAGAUUUCUAGGGUUAGGCCUCUGGGUUGUGUUUCUGUCUUGGCCGGGAGUGCCCAGAAAGCAGCUCAUUAUUCGCCAGCAACUCCCCACUUCCCUACUCUCCCUGCCUCCUAAGGGGUUUCCCGGCAGCUCCGCAUUGUCACACUGCCCCAUCACGUCAUCCCCUCCAGCACGGCCCCUGCCCAGGAUCCCGAGGCUCUGGGGAGAUGGAGGGCCCACACACCUGCUCCUCCCGGUUCACAGCAUCAUUGGUCACUCCAGCUGGAGCCCUGGGAGUCCUUCCAGCCGCUUCCUUGUCCUGAGCGCUGCCCCCAAACGCCUCUCCAGCUUGACCCAACUCAUCCUUUCCAUGCCCCCUGCCUAGUCCAGGCCCUUUCCCUUCAACCACAGGAAAGUAACAGCCUCUUCUCGGGUUUCCCCAGCCUCUGCUCUGGGCCCCAUCACUAAACUGACAUCAGCUGGGUCCUUGCACACUUGGAAACCACUCUUGGUUGACUUCUUUGGCUGCAGAGCCCAGGCAAACCCCCUUCUCCCCACCCCGCCCCCCGCAAGUCUGCUAUGACUCCAAUCGGCCAUCCAUUCUCACCCUGUGACUCCCCCACCCGCCCAAAUUCAAGUCCAUUUCACUACUGCUCACACCUCUGUGCCUUUGAACUGGGGGGUGCCCUUCUCAACUCCCGGUUCCUCCUCAGCCUCCCCAACCUCCCACCUUACCUGAUCUGUGUCUUUAUCACAUGUUUGAAUGGUUUGUUUACCUUUCUGUCUCCCUCCAUGAAGCAGUGAAUUCCCUGAGCAGAGACCGUCUCUGAUCAGCCCCGUGUCUCCAAAGCCCAGCAUGGCAUCUGGCCCUGGGCUCAAUAAGUUAUUUGAAUAAUAAGGGAGAGGGUUGGUUUUUUUUUUCCAUCUGUGGUUGGCUUGGUCUUCAUCAUCCGUCUCUUCCCUGGAAAUGUGCUAGUGAGGCCUGCUUUCCUCUUUGUAACCAGCAACCCUCCAGUGCCUGGAACUCUGUCCUGCUUUGUUAGGUUUCUGCCUCGGUUUGGUGUUGAUUCCUGGUCCACAUGGUUUUUUCCCCACCUCUCCCUCCUUCCAUCUCUGUGGGCUGUUUUACCCAGGAAGGACGGCAUUCAGGAUGCCUAGGUUCUCUGAACGUUUCAAGGGCCUGUGAACACACUUGAGGCCUGGAAAGAAAUUAACAGGGGCUUCCAGAUCCACAGAAGAAAAUCGUAAAAUCAAAGCUACUCGCUGUUUAAUUAAAUAUCUACGAAACCAUCACAUUGUCAACCAGCAAACUGCAACCAAACCGAGCUGGUAAAUGUCCCUUAUAAACUGUGCUCGGCGUGGGACUGUAACGCAUCUGAAUCUGAUAAGAGUUUGGGAGUCUCACUGAAGAGGGCCUCCAGCCCGCCCACACCCUAAAACAGUCCCCUCCCUCUCUUCUCGAUUUUCUUUCCUCUUUCCCCCACCCUCUCCUGCUCUGUCUCCCCUCCUCCUCUGAAUCUUGCACCCCGACCUUCUGGAGGGAGUCAGUCCGGCCUGCCAGGGGCAGAGGACUGUUGCAUGAGCCAUCAAGCCCUCCUGCAAGGCUGCCACUUUGCAAGAAUCUGAGCAAUACUCCCGAGCACUCAGGAUGGAGCGCCUCACAGAUGCACAGAACUCCCUAAACGCUCCUUAGUGACUGAUUCUCCUGGGUUCAGCCACGGUAGUCUGCAAGAGAUCUGACCUGCUUGCCCGGCUUCCCGUCUGUCCGGCUUUGGGGUUUUGCUUUGGUGUGUGUGGGAGCAGGGCAGGAUGGUAGUGAUGAGCUUCCACCCCAGGAGCCAGCAUUCAGGACUCGCGUUUCCAGCUGUGCCUCUGAUUCAGCCCGUGACCUUGGGCAGAUUGCUUCCUCCCGGGGCCCUGCUCUCCAUCUAUAAGAGCCUCAGUCCCAAAUUGUUUCCAGUUAUUUGUUUUGUUUGUGAAGUACUUUGACGUCUCAGAUGCAAGGCAAAGAGCAGAAAGACGGCUGUCGCUGCAGUGCUUUUACACCCCAAAUACCUGCGUUGCCAGCUUCUGAGCUGAAAAUUAAAACGCUGUAACAAUUGGCCACUAAUUCCGCUGUAGCUUUAUGGUGUCCUUGCCGUGCUGAGCUCAUCCAAUUUUGGCCUUUUUUCUUUAAAAAUAAAUA